AUGGAAACAGAGCACCGGCCUUCCAGGGUCCUUCAUCGGUCUACGUCCCACUUGCACGACUAUGGCAGAAGCGUCAAGCACUUGUUCAGUUCUAAGCCAGUGACGCCACCACAAGUAAAGAUCAUUUCUUCCAACGACAAGAUCGACGAAGAGAACAACCCCAAGUACAAUGCCCUUACAUUCUACCCUGCCAAGCUCGAUGAGAUCCUCGACAAUCGCUACAAACUCCUGGCUAAGCUAGGUCAUGGUAUGACUGCAACCGUGUGGCUUGCGAAGGAUCUUCAGGCUACUCCAAGCUCUUCCAGAAAAUAUGUGACCAUCAAGAUUAAUGUCAACACUCUGUCGACUGAGCAUUUCAAAUCUCGACGACAGAUUUCCGAGCGCCUCGCUACGGCAGAUCCGACUCAUCCCGGCUACAAUCAUGUCCGGUUCUCCCUUGAUUCUUUCAGGAUCAAAGGUCCUCGGCACGGUCUUGAUCGCUCCCCAGAGCAUCUUUGCAUCGUGUACGACGUCCUUCGAGAGCCAAUCGAUGAGUGUAUGAGGAGAUGGCCCAACGCGAGAUUCAGUGGUGCCAAGCUACGCCUGCUACUGCCCUCUCUUCUCCUAGGUCUGGACUAUAUGCACACCAGCGGUGUUGUCCAUACUGACCUGAAGGCCGACAACAUCAUGAUGGGAUUAGGCAACCCGGAAGUUCUCGAAAACUUUGUCCAAGACCUCAUCAAGAAUCCUCAAGCCCGGAAAAUGCCAGACUCCCAUGGUCGAAUCAUCUACAAAGAGCGAAGUGAUUUUGGCGUCGCACCCACUGACGAGGUCAUCAAGAGUGCCAAAAUCACCGACAUCGGCCUAGCCGAGUGGGGAGAUCAGGAGAACAAUAAGCCGAUCCAGUCCAACGCCUUUACAGCCCCGGAAGUCAUUCUCACCGCGGGUUGGUCGUACCCAACCGACAUCUGGAACCUUGGUGUCAUGCUGUGGGACAUCGUUGGAGAGGAUGGCCUGUUCGAUGUCAUUGCAACUGGGCCAGGGAAAUACCACUCCGACCAGCAUCUCGGAGCUAUGGUCGCGCUUCUCGGCCCGCCACCGAAAGAGCUGCUUGAGAGAGGAUCAACAUCGGCUACCUAUUUCAAUGAGAAAGGUGAACUCAGGAAAACGAAGCUGAUCAAUGCUCGUUGCACGUGGGAUGCACAGAUCAAGAAAUUCAUGAAGGGUGAGGAGCGCGAACUUUUCAUCGAUUUCGCCAAGAAGAUGAUCUGCUGGCUCCCGGAGGAACGGUGGACUGCGAAGCAGCUUCUGGAUCAUCCCUUUCUAACCAAGACCGAAUUUGCUACGUGGCCCGAUCCGGAUGAGGAGACCGACUUCAUCGCGCAGUACGCUGUGACUCGGCCUCGAUCAAGCACCCAUACUCCACUGCCGACUCCCAGCCCGACUGGCGAGUCUCCUCCAGGUGAAAGUCCAGAGAAUACUCCUGCUCCUAGUAUCAGAGGUCUUGCUGCAACCGGUCGGGCAAGCACUGUCAGCUCGAUUGCUAGCGGCGUCAAUCUGACCGUGACGAGUGCGCCGCUGGCUAGAUCGUCUAGCAACAUCUCGAACCGUAGCUGCAAUGCAGCCACGCAAGAUCUUAUCGAUUCGAUCCUCAAGAGUGGAAAGCCGAAGAGUGGCACAUCCACCCCUGCCAUCAAGGAGGAACCGUCUGAGCCCAGCAGCACGACUUGA
Messenger RNA from Cyphellophora europaea CBS 101466, 1710 nucleotides. RefSeq lists its product as uncharacterized. Gene Ontology annotation, molecular function: protein kinase activity; ATP binding. Gene Ontology annotation, biological process: protein phosphorylation; spliceosomal complex assembly; regulation of mRNA processing. Bases 1 to 1710 code for a protein of 569 amino acids. The transcript is spliced from 2 exons. The record is from RefSeq and is a predicted model, not a curated record. NCBI's taxonomy places the organism in Eukaryota, Fungi, Ascomycota, Eurotiomycetes, Chaetothyriales, Cyphellophoraceae.